This is a messenger RNA of Saccoglossus kowalevskii, 2076 nucleotides long. RefSeq lists its product as uncharacterized. Gene Ontology annotation, molecular function: protein binding; zinc ion binding. Lineage: Eukaryota; Metazoa; Hemichordata; Enteropneusta; Harrimaniidae. The record is from RefSeq and is a predicted model, not a curated record.
AUGGCGUCCAGUUUUUCUUCCAUCAAAUCGCAAAUCAAGGAGGACAUGCUAUCGUGUCCUAUGUGUUUUGAAGUAUACAACAAUCCGAAAGUCCUGCAAUGUCUACACUGCUUCUGUCAGCGAUGCUUGGAGGGAUGGGCGAGACAGAAUCCCGGUAAGCCCAUGUCGUGCCCGACUUGUAGAUUUGAAAGCCCAGUCAACAGCCUGGCUGAUAUUCGUGCUCUGCCGACCAACUUUAUACUGAAUGGUCUGGUCGACUACAUCGAAACGAUGAAGGAAGUGAAACAAUUCGAAGGGCAGUGUGGUGGGUGUGGGACGGGAAAGGCCGCCACCAGGUGCAUUGAUUGCAGUCAGAAUCUUUGCCAACCGUGUACAAGUACUCACAGGAAUUUGAAGGUAACACAACAGCACAAAGUGGUGGAGUUAGGGAAGUACUUCCGGGAGACAGAAAUACCACAGCCUACAGUGUAUUGUCACAACCAUGAGCAAAGUCCAGUUGAGGUCUACUGCAAAGUAUGUCAGAUACCAGUCUGCACAAAAUGCGCCCUCGUCGAGCAUCGACAGCACGAGCAGCAAUACUUAGAAGGCGCCACCGAGGAGGAGAAAAAACGUCUCGAUCCACAGAUCCUACUACUGAAGGAAUAUGUCGUUAAUAACGACCAGAAAGCGACAAUCAUCACAGAUGAACUUGACGUACUACGGGAAGCACGUGACCGUGCUGAAAAAGAGAUUGACGACCAUACACAGAAAUUAAUUAGUACCAUUCUGAAUAAACAGGAAGAAAUGAAAAAAGAGUUAGGACAGGUAUUCACUACCAAUUCCGAAAUGAUGCAGUCUGAAUUGAAAAUGCUAGAAGAGAGUCGAUCCUCUUUAGAAAGUGCUGUUGAGUUUGCCGAAAAUAUGAUAAAGUACGCUAGCCCCGCACAGUACCUGAAGUCGCAGCAAGAGGUCAAGCAAAGGGUGACAGAGUUGAUAGCUUUAGAAGGUAAUCACAACCCAGAAGUCUUGAAAUACCAAAUGAUGUAUGUACCAAAUAAUUCUUAUUUGAGAGGGACAAUUGGUAGGAUAAAUUCAAUCAAGCAACGCCAAAGAAUUACAAGUGUGAAUCGUUCGAGGGUUGCAGAAUUUAGACAAAAGAAAAAAAUAUUAGCGAGAGCGAUGCAAGAUUUGAAUAAGCCUCAAGUGGCUACACCUGCAUUUGGUGCACCACGUCCCACAAGUAGGGAAAGAUUGGUAACUGUUCGCAAAGGAUUCAGUGGGAUGCAAGCGAAGCCAUGUAUAGAAGCUAAAAUCGGCCGUGUCCAGCAUUCUGAUAAGCUCUUUUAUCGACCAUGUGGCGUAGCUAUGAAUGAGAAAGGAGAUCUUGUGGUAGCUGAUUCAGACAACUGCAGAGUACAGAUACUGAACUUACAGACACUGACAAUGAAAUCCAGCUUAGCCUUCGAUAAUUUUCCAACUCCUUUCAAGCCGUAUGAUAUUGCCGUGCUGUCUGAUGGCAGAUAUUUUGUAACCGAUUCCGCUAACAACCAAGUUGUGGUCUGCAAUGAGUUCAACCAACUAAUUCUUACUUUUGGCCACUAUGAAAGGCUUCAGCCCCGCGGGAUUGCACUGACCUGGGAUGGUCAUGUACUGGUCACUGACGUCCAGCAUGGUGCUUCCGGUGUAAAAAAGUAUACGCUUGAUGGCACGUUCGUUACUUGCUUUGGUAACACAACAUUCCAAGGCCCAAGCGCAGUCGUCGUCAACAGUAAACAGCAGGUCAUUGUAUCCGAUACCCAAGCUAAUCGCGUCUGCGUGAUGGAUGUCUCCGGCAACUUGCUGCACUUCCUUACAGCGACUGAUGGUGGUAAACUGGAAUGUCCGAGCGGAGUGGACGUGGACGUACAAGACAACACAUAUGUCUGCGACCAAGGGAAUAACCGAAUAGUCAAGUACAACUGUAAAGGACAGUUUGUUACCAAUGUAGGAGGGGCGUUGCUGAAGAAACCACUUGGGAUAUCCAUCACCAAGGACAAUAUCGUGAAAAUAGCUGUCACUGAAAUCAAUAAUGAAACAGUUAAAUUGUUAACUCUGUAG